Syzygium oleosum is the source of this 687-nucleotide messenger RNA. RefSeq lists its product as uncharacterized. Lineage: Eukaryota; Viridiplantae; Streptophyta; Magnoliopsida; Myrtales; Myrtaceae. The coding region runs from base 1 to 687 and encodes 228 amino acids. The record is from RefSeq and is a predicted model, not a curated record. The transcript has a single exon.
AUGGCGAGUAAGGCCGAUCCUUCAUUAUUCGUCUAUGCUUCUUCUCGGGGCCGUGUGUAUCUCCUGCUGUAUGUUGAUGAUAUCCUUGUCACCGGUGAUACUCCUGAGUUAUUACGGUCUUUGAUUACUCGACUCUCACAGGAAUUUGCUAUGAAGGAUCUUGGACCACUUCACUAUUUCCUAGGCAUUGAGGCUCAUCACCGCUCUGACGGUACGCUUUUAUCUCAAGCCAAGUAUGUUGAUAGUCUUUUGCGCAAGUUUGACCUUGUUAAGGUCAAGCCUGUAUCUACUCCUCUAGCCUCGAAGACUCUAUUGUCUGCUAAUGAUGGUGAGGUUCUCGCUUCUCCGACGUUGUAUCGACAAAUGGUUGGUGCUCUACAGUAUGUAUCUAUGAUCAGACCAGAUAUUAGUUUUGCUGUUAAUUUGGUUAGUCAAUUCAUGCAUCAACCACGAUUACCUCAUCUCCAGGCCGUCAAACGUAUAUACCGAUAUUUAGCUGGCACCUCCACCCAUGGCUUGCUCAUUGAGCGGGGUUCUCCCACUUCCUUGACUGCUUAUGCGGAUGCAGAUUGGGCUGGAUGCUCCGAUACUAGACGGUCCACCUCCGGGUUUUGUGUUUUUCUAGGCACCAAUCUUGUUUCAUGGAGUGCCAAGAAGCAACCCACUGUGGCCCGUUCUAGUACGUGA